This is a messenger RNA of Mauremys mutica (yellowpond turtle), 2101 nucleotides long. RefSeq names its product zinc finger protein 436-like. Gene Ontology annotation, biological process: regulation of transcription by RNA polymerase II. The transcript has 3 exons. Gene Ontology annotation, molecular function: RNA polymerase II cis-regulatory region sequence-specific DNA binding; DNA-binding transcription factor activity. The record is from RefSeq and is a predicted model, not a curated record. The coding region runs from base 415 to 1419 and encodes 334 amino acids. Lineage: Eukaryota; Metazoa; Chordata; Testudines; Geoemydidae.
CUGGGUCAGGAGCUGGGGCUGCUGCCUCCAUUGUGAGCCGGACUGAGCCGCCGCUGGCGCUGUGCUGGGGAGCCCUUCCGUACCACCCCUCUGUGCCCAGCCAGGGGGACUUCCUCUGCGGGCUGAAACUAGCCCCCGGGCUCUAUCGCCACCAGCCCCUGAGCCGCAGACUCCAGAGGACACCCUGAUACCUGCUCACAACCCUUCCAGGGGCCCCCAGAUCCCUGGUUGAGAACCUCUGCUGUAUUGCAUAGGUCAGAGAAGAUCACCCAGUGAUUACUGCAUUGAGGCCAAUAAGGUGUGGCUGAGCUAGAGAGUUCUCUUUUCUCUUCUAAGAAAGAGCAGGUGACAGGACUGUGAGUGACAACAAAGCAAGAGAAUCUUCAAAGUCUUGCUGGAGAGGAACUGCCUGAGAUGUUUCCAAAACGAUCCAAAGGAAAUGUAUCUCAGAAACUAGACCAGGGAAAAUCCCUCAAGAGUCAGGGUAGGUCAGAAGCACAGCAGCAAAACCCUUCAGAGGAAAGAGAGGGUAAAUCCACCCACCGUGGGAGAGGCGUGAGAAAACGCAAAGACACUAUCGUCCGCCAGAGAACAUAUGCAGGGGAAAGGCCCAACAUCUGCAUCGAGUGUGGGAAAAGCUUCACCCAGAGCUCAGACCUUACGAAUCAUCGGAGAAUCCACACAGGGGAGAAACCUUAUAAAUGCAUUGACUGCGGGAAAAGCUUCAGCAUCAAUUCAAACCUUAUCCGUCACCAGAGAACCCACACUGGGGAGAGACCCCACAGCUGUUCUGACUGUGGGAAAAGCUUCACAGACAAAUCGACCCAGACCCAGCACCAGUGCGUCCACAUGGGUGAGAAGCCCUAUAAAUGCAUUGACUGCGGGAAGAGCUUCAGCCACAGCUCCCAUCACAAGAGGCGCCUGAGGAGUCCUCCAGGGAAGAAGCAGGACAAAUGCACCCAGCGGGACAGCACUGCCAUUGGGAAGGUUAAAAAAACUAAAACCUCAAAGAAGAAAACCUCGACCAUUGAGAUCCCCAUCACGUGUGCCGAGUGCUGGCAAAGCUUCAGCCAGAACUCGGACCUGGUCAAACACAUGAGGAUCCACACAGGAGAGAAACCCUAUGAGUGCACUCACUGUGGGAAAUGCUUCAAUGUCAGUUCAAACCUGAUCAGACACCAGAGGAUCCACACGGGAGAGAAACCCUACACAUGCUCUGACUGCGGGAAAAGCUUCACUGACAAAUCUACCCUGACCCAGCACCACCGGAUCCACACGGGAGAGAAACCUUAUGAGUGCAUUUACUGUGGGAAAAGCUUCAGCCGCAGCUCCCACCACAAGAGGCAUCAGAGAACCCACACAGGAGAGAACCCUGUGUCCUUCCUGCCUUUAUGGCCCUACCCCACUCAAGCAUGUUAGGAGUUUGGGGGAGGGAAGAAAAGUCCAUCAUAGCAGUAGGAGGCAGUAGCUAGAGGAGAUUGGAGCUGUGUGCUUGUGGGAUCUGCUUUCUGGUUAGUGGGGUGGUGAGUAGUGGGAGGGUACUGGUAUGGCUUUUUAGCAGGGAUCGUUAGGGGAGGGUGCUGGUUUUUGGGAUAAUUGGUUGUUUUAGUGGUUGGGACUAGGGCUGGUCAGUGAUGGGCUGGUGUUGGGGAGGGCAAGUAGCUGGUAGGAUAAGUGUGUGUGUGUCGUUAAAUGUUUACUAUUGGCCUGUGUGGAACGGAUUGUAGGUUUCUUGCCAUUUCCAGGUAGGAUGAGAACACCAGCAGGACUAACCCAGACUGGACUCACUAUGGUAGAGGCCACCGGGACUGAGUGGGAUGCUAGAAGUGGCUCUCCCAGGAGAGGACUGUGGCACAGCUUUCAUACUGUGUGUACCAAGGGCCUCUCUCCAGCAGCAGCACAUUCACAUCUAUUUAACUAGUUUCGGUCAAAGGCAAAUGAGGCCAGCUCCCUCUCUGGUGUUAGAACAGGAAAGUCUCAUUUCUACCUUAAACAGACUGCUCAGUUACUACCAUUCCCUUCCUUUCUCUUCUGGAAUAGACAUUGCUGUGCUAGCCCAGCAGUUAUACAUGGGGACUUUGUAUGCACUGUAGAACAAAUA